AUGGGGCAGCCACACUUCUCCAGACCGGUAAAUCCAGAUGCAGCCGAAGAGGUGGAUCAUGCCCCAGGUGAUACCGGCAUGGGGGUAGAUGUUUUGGAAUCAGGUGACGCCACACCUCCUACAAAGAGGAAAAGCAAGUUCUCAAGCUUUGGCAAGAUCUUCAAACCCUGGAAGUGGAGGAAAAAGAAAAGCAGUGACAAAUUUAAGGAGACUUCGGAAGUUUUAGAACGAAAGAUUUCUAUGCGAAAGCCAAGAGAGGAGCUGGUAAAAAGAGGGGUUCUGUUGGAAGACCCUGAGCAGGAUGGUGAAGACCCAGAGAAGCUGAACCCACCUGCACUGAAGAAUGGCCACACAGUCCCCAUUGGUGGUCCUGGGGUGGCCAGCCAGGAGGAAGAGGCCACAAAGCCAUCCAGCCUUAGGAAGCCUGUUCCAGUGGAGGAACCAAAGAAGAGGCAGGGCUCCUCCAGCAGCCACUCUGGGCCUGAACUGGAACAACCUCAGGAGCCACAUGUUCCCAGACAGCCUCUGCUUCCUCCCAAAAGACCUCCCUCUACUUCCCAGGAGGCAAACGAAGUGCAGGCGAAGGACCCAACGUCUGCCAGCAGCACUGCAAAGACUGUGCCCUCCACCACAGCCCCCACUGCAGCAAAGACACUCAAUUCCACAGCUGCCCCUUCCCCAGCCCCCAGGACUCUGUUCCCUGCUCCUGCCAGUGCCAACACUACUGCUCCCACCAGUACAACCAGCACAGCUCCUGCCAAACAGCCUCCUGUCCCUCCUCCCAAACCUGUCAACAGAAAUAGCAACUCACUAAUAGCUGAACUUUCCCAAGCGAUGAACAGUGGUACAACCUUGUCCAAGCCUUCCCCUCCUCUCCCUCCGAAGAGAGGACUCCUGCCCAACAGCACGUCAGAGGUUGUCACCUCUAAGCCCCCGAACGACAGGACAGUGACAGGGAACCGCCCUGCACCACUCCCUCUGCACAUGCCCUCAGCUUACCCCCCACCCUCACCCUCACCACCACUGCCCACACACGUACCCCCCGAGCCUCCACGCAUGCCCCUGCCCACCUCCACCCCUGUCCCGGACCCUCCACGCUCCCUGGACCUGCCCAAAGAGACUCAUCCUCCUCCUCCUCCACCACCUCGGACAACAGAGCAAGGGUUUGGUGAGCCUCACGUGCUGCCUCGCCUGCCCCAAAUCCCACUGCACAUCCGUAUCCAGCAGGCUCUGGCCAGUCCCCUGCCUGUCACUCCCCCUCCCGAUGGGUCACAACACAGGGCUCACUCGCUGCUCUUCGAGAAUGAUGGCUUUGGAGAGGACAGUGGCACCCUGGGCAGGACGAGGUCUCUGCCUGUCACCAUCGAGAUGCUGAAAGUUCCAGACGAUGAGGAAGAGGAAGAAGAUGACCAGGAAGAGGAGCAGAAUUCAGGUCCUCGUGUAUAUAUUGGAGAUGUGCCAUCUGUCACAGUCAUCCCCAAACUGGUACCCCAGGUCCUGCCAGAGGAGCAGGAAGGAGAUGAAGGGAUGAGCGACUCUGACUCGGAGGGACCUGUCCUGUACAAAGAUGAUGAGGACGAGGAAGAAGAUGAAAGCCAUAACAGCACUCUGGCAAACAGAGUGAAGAGGAAAGACACGCUGGCUAUAAAGCUGGGGAACGUAACGGCACCGCAGGAGGAGAAGAGUAAAGCAAGGAGGAACGAAAUCCGGCAGCAGAUUGGGACAACGCUGAUCAGGCGACUGAGCCAGAGACCAACCCCAGAAGAACUGGAGCAGAGGAACAUACUGCAGCCGAAGAAUGAAGCUGACCGCCAGGCUGAGAAGCGCGAGAUCAAGCGGCGCCUGACGAGAAAGCUUAGCCAAAGGCCUACGGUGGCAGAGCUGCAGGCCAGGAAGAUCCUGAGGUUCAACGAAUAUGUGGAAGUAACAGAUGCUCAGGACUAUGACCGGCGAGCGGAUAAGCCAUGGACAAAGCUAACACCAGCUGACAAGGCUGCCAUCAGGAAGGAGCUGAAUGAGUUUAAGAGCUGUGAAAUGGAAGUGCAUGAGGAGAGCAAGCAGUUCACCAG
Messenger RNA from Acanthisitta chloris (rifleman), 2069 nucleotides. RefSeq names its product phosphatase and actin regulator 4 (gene PHACTR4). The record is from RefSeq and is a predicted model, not a curated record. Gene Ontology annotation, molecular function: actin binding. Lineage: Eukaryota; Metazoa; Chordata; Aves; Passeriformes; Acanthisittidae. Gene Ontology annotation, biological process: actin cytoskeleton organization; neural crest cell migration.